This is a messenger RNA of Plasmodium adleri (nom. inval.), 4323 nucleotides long. Its product is annotated as autophagy-related protein 11, putative. Bases 1 to 4323 code for a protein of 1440 amino acids. Lineage: Eukaryota; Apicomplexa; Aconoidasida; Haemosporida; Plasmodiidae. The transcript has 7 exons. The record is from RefSeq and is a predicted model, not a curated record.
AUGGUAAUAUUAGGAGAUGAAAAAGAAUCAUAUACGAGUUAUUGCCAUAAAAAUAAUGAUAUUUUAAUUAGUAAACAAAAAAUUGAAGACUUGAAGAAGAGUAUAGAAAAUUUAUUGAAUGAUAAAAAUUCACAUAAUGAACUGAAUCACAUAAAACGUUCGUUGAAUGAAUUAGAUAUUUAUACAAAAAAUAAAAAUGAUAUUUUUAAUAAUUAUAAUAUAAACGAAAAUUUAAAUGACAGUUAUAAGGAAAAAACGUUUGAAGAAUUAAAGAGUCAAUUGAUAAAACAAAAAAAUUUGAAUUCUUGUCUAUCAUUAAAAUUAAAAAGUAUACACAUAAAAUUGAAUAGCCUUUUUCUGAAAAAAAAUGAGUUCGAAAAAAGUAUCAAUAAUAAAAUUAAAGAGAUAGAAUUACAAUUUCUUAUAAUUCAAAAUGCUAAUCACGAAAAUAAAGGAGAAACAAUAUGGACAGACUUAAAAGAACGAGAAAAGCAUCUACAAAAUUCUGAUGAGAAUGUUGCCAUAUAUAAUAAACAUGAAAUAGAAAAUAAUGAUAAAAACAAAUUGUAUAAUAAUUUUCAAAAUGAGGAAAAGGAUCAUUUAAAAAUGCUUCUAGAAGAAUAUUCUAAAACUCUUGAAGUUUAUAAGAUGGGAAAAAUACAAUUGGAAUUUGAAUUAAAAUGUUGUAAAGAAAAAUUAAAUGAAGAAAUUGAAAAGAAUAAUAACUACAAUAAUAAAAUGAAAAGUUAUGAAAUACAUAUGGAUGUUGUUAAAAAUGAAAAUUGUAAAAAUUUAGAAGAAUUAAACGAUUUAAAAUUACAAUUAGAAAAAACUAAAAGUGAAAAUAAUCAAAAUUAUGUAAAAAAUAAAAUCUUAAAUGAUGAAAAAAAUAAUUUAGACAAAAUUAAUAAUGACCUAAAAAUUAAAAUAAAAAAUUUCAAAACAUUAUUAAAUGAUGCACAAAGUAAAGAAUAUAUAUUAAACAAUUUUACUCAAAAAAUAUUUAAUAUUAUAACCUAUUUAAAGAAUAAUGAUCAACAUAACUUUUUAAAUGAUAAAAUACAUAACAAAUUUGAUAUAAAUCAUGAUCAAAUAUAUGUUCAAACCGAAUUAUAUAUUGACAUCAUUUCUUCAUCCAUAAGAAAUCUAAUCAAUAUAAAGAAAACUCUUGAGGAAAGAAAUGUAGAGCUGGAAAAGGUCACACAUGAAAUCAAUGAACUAAGAAAAGAGCUAAUAUUAAAAAAGAAGAACUAUGAAGAGCUGCGAUUAAAAGUGAAUCAUUUAGAGGGUGUGGAGAGGGACAGUGUGAAAAUAAACAGUGAGAAGGAAAAGGGGGAGAAGGUGAUAUAUGAGUUGCAAGAAAAGUUAGAUUAUGAAGAGAAGAUAAUAAAUGAUUUAAAGAAAAAGAAUAGUUAUCAUGUAUAUAAGAUGAAAGAUUAUGAGAAACGAGAGAAUAACUUGAUUAAUGAAAUAAAUAAGUUGAAGCUUUUUAUUGAAGAAAAUAAGAUGACAGUUGAGAGAGGAAAUGAGAUGAAUAAUAAAAAAUUAGAAGAAAUGAAGAAAAAAAAUAAAGAGUUAAUAAAUAAUUUGAAUGAUAUAAGUAAUGAAUUAAAGAAUUGUAUAGAUCAAGUAAAUUCAGUUAGUAGAAAUAUGGAUAAUGUAGAAAAAGAAAAAGAAAAUAUAAUAAAUGAAUUACAUAUAUUAAGAAUGAAAAAUGAUACAAUGAGAAAAAGAAUAGGAAAGCAUGAAGAGCAAGAAAAAGUAUUAAAAUUUAAAUUAUAUACAUUAAAUAAUAAUAUAACUGAAAAAAAUGAAAAAUUAAAUGAUAUGAAUAAGAAAUUAAAUGAUGUUAAUGAUAAAUAUAAACAUAUUGUUGAAUGUUUAAAUAAUUAUAAAAUUGAAUAUAAAGAAGAAUUAGAAAAAAAAAUUGAAAGAAUAAAUACCUUAAAACAGAAUUGUUAUUAUUUAAAAAAAGAAUAUGAUUUAAAAAAUAAAGAGUUGGAAAAAAAUAUAGAACAUAUGAAAAAAUUAGAAGAUAAAUUAUCACUUAGUUAUGAAGAAAAUCAAAAAUUGAAUGAAGAGAUAAAAAGACGUAAUUCUUUUAUAAAAAAUAAAGAUAGAAAAAUAGAUAUCUUAACAAAUAUUGAAAAUGAGUUAUUAAAAAAAAAAGAAAUAAAUAAUAUUAAAUUAAUAGAGAAGCAAAAUGAAAUUAAAAACAAUGAACAAUUAUUAAAAGGUAUAAAAGACGAAAAUGAAAAAAUAAAUGAACAUGUAAAAAAAUUACAAAAUGAGCUAAUAAAAAGAGAGUUACAAAAUAAAAGUAUAUUGAAAGAUUUAGAAUUUUGUAAAAAAGAAAAAGAAGAUAAAAUCAAGAAUUUAGAAUUGGAUUUAUUAGAAAAAAAAAAAUAUAUUGAAAGUUUGAAAGAUGAAUUAAUAAAUAUAAAAAAAAAAAUGGAAGAUAAAUUGGACAGGUGUGGUGAAAUGGAUUUAUUAAAUAACAAAAUUGAAGAAUUAAAUAAAAUCAAGAAAACAUAUGAAAACAACAUUAUAGAAUUGAAUAAUCAACUAGAUGUUAUAAAAAAAAAAUUAAAUGAUGAAGAAUUAUUAAAAGAAGAAGAAAAGAAGAAAAAUAUUGAUAUGGUUUAUAAAAUAAAAGAAUAUGAAAUACAAAUUAAAGAAAAAGAAAAUGAAAUUGACUGUUUAAAAAAAAAUGAACAAAAUUUACAAGUAUUAAAAAAUGAAGAAUUAAAUGAAAAAGAGCUAAUGUUGAAAACUAAAUUUGAUAAAGAUAUAAAUAUAAUAAUGGAAGAAUAUAACAAAAAGAUGCAAGAAGAAAAGGAUAUAUUGAAUAAUAAAAUAAAGAAUAUGGAUCAGACGCAUAAAAAUUAUAUUGAACAAAUACAAGAAGAAAAUAAGAAGGAACUUAUGAAAAUGAAAAAUGUAUGUGAUAUGAAUAUACAAUCACAAAUGUUAAUAAAAGAAAAUGAAAAACAUAUGCAACAAAAAGUAGAAGAAUAUAAAAAUUUAUUAAAACAAAAAGAUCAAGAACUUAAAAAUAUCAUACAAGAAUAUGAUGAAAGAAUAGAAAUACAAAAUAAGGAAAUGGAAGAUAUCAUAAAUGAUUGUGAAGAAAAGUUGAAACAAGCUAAAAUAAACAAUAAAAAAUUAACUAAUGCAACCAAUGUGGCAAAUAAUAAUAAUAUUUUGAUGGAUGAAAAUUUAAAAGAAAAAGAUAAAAAAAUAAAUGAUUUGAUAAAAGAUAUGGAAAAGAAAAAAGAAGAAUUAAAUAAGCUGAUUGAAAUAAAAAACAAGUUGGAAGGUUCAAAUGUCAAAAUGAAAAAUGAAAUGUCUUUGUUAGUAGAAGAAAAUAAAAAGUUGAAGGAAGAAAUGGGUAUGUCUAGGAAUGCUAUAAAAGAUAUGGAAGAAAUCAAAAAGGAGAGGGAGAAAUGUGAGGAGGAAAUAAAAAAGGAGAAAGAAAAAUGUGAGGAGGAAAUCAAAAAGGAGAAGGAAAAAUGUGAGGAGGAAAUCAAAAAGGAGAAGGAAAAAUGUGAGGAGGAAAUAAAAAAGGAGAGGGAAAAAUGUGAGGAGGAAAUAAAAAAGGAGAGGGAAAAAUGUGAGGAGGAAAUAAAAAAGGAGAAGGAAAAAAUGCAGGAGGAAAAAAAAAAGGUGAAGGAAGAAAAAAAAAAAGUAGAGGAAAAAAAAAUUUAUAUGGAAAAUGAAAAGAAAAAGUUAGAGAAGCAAAAACACCAAUUUGAAGAAGAAAAAGAAAGAAUGGAAAUGUAUGUACCUCAAAAAGAGGAUAAGAAAAGAAAAGAGAAAAAGAAGAAAGGUCAUUCGAGUGAUAAAGAAGAAAAAGAUAAUAAGAAAGAAAGGACAAAAGAAAAAUCAUCAAAUAUAAUAUUUGAUGAAGAGUAUAUAAUACAAUUAGAAGAAUUACGUGACACUGGAGAAAAUUGUUUUAUAUAUUUAAAAUUAUUAAAUAAAGAGUUGGAUGUUAUUAUAAACAAAAUGAAAACAAAAGAUGAUGCCUUAUUAAAUGAUGCGUUUAAUAAAAUAAACUUGGCUAUAACAUCAUGGAAUAUAUUCAAUGAAGGAACUACAGUGGCAGAAAAUAAUACACAAGUAGAUAAUAAUAUAGGAGAAGAUAAUAAUAUAGAAGGAGAUAAUAAUACAAUGGAGGGAAAUAUAACUAUGGAUGAAAAUACGACAAUCGAAGAAAUGAAUGAUAAAGAAUUAUAUGAAACGUUUAGUGUUGAGACGUGUGACAUGCUCAAAAAGGAGGUUACUCAAAAGGUCGAAUGUAUAAAAAAAUUAAUUGGUUAA